Molecule: messenger RNA, 1197 nt
Organism: Bipolaris sorokiniana ND90Pr
Lineage: Eukaryota; Fungi; Ascomycota; Dothideomycetes; Pleosporales; Pleosporaceae
Exons: 1
Coding region: 1-1197 (398 amino acids)
Source: RefSeq, a predicted model, not a curated record
AUGGUGCCGACCAAAGAAAUUAUCCUCGGAUAUGCUGCUGAGGGCAUGUCAGCCUUAGUUGAUGUUGCCAUGAAGCAGCCUACCGUGGUGUUAGAAGAAGUCGCCGGAAUCACCUCCGUCAAGUGCACCGACUCCGCUGUGUCCAUGAUCUUUAGCGAUACUGCUGCUGUCAAAGCCGCCUCUGCCGCGUGGCCUAAAUCUAACUUCAUCAUCAUUACUUACUCUCCCGAUGGCGGCUGCAACACUGCCGACGAGCGUGGUUUCUACACCGUCUCCGCCAUUAGUUUUGAUGAGGCUUCUUUCACUGCCACUGCUUCUGGCCAGCGCUCUGCUCUUGACGAACAGAGUGAGGAUGCCGUUGUUGAAUUUGAUACGAUCACGGCUCCUGCCAAGCGCGACCUCCAGACAUCAUUCAGUGGCGAGAUUAAUGGUACCCUCAUCGAUACAGGAAACCUCAAGAUUGUCGUCGAUCAAGCGAAGUUCGAAAGCAAUAUCCGUAUCAAGGGCGGCUUCCGUUUCAACUUCCUCAAGUUCAAGUCUAGCAAGAUGUAUCUUGACAUCGACUACUCUGGUCUCGUAAACCUCAACGUAUCUACAACUGUCGCUGCUUCCUUCUCUUCCGACAUGUACAAGUACCAGCCGCUUUCCGCGUCUGUCUCAGCUUUUAGCAUUCCCGGAAUUCUCGAUGUCGGUCCCAUCGCAAAAUUCGGUCUGGGUGUCGAGUUUGCAGCAUCAGGUACUGUCGAUGCCUCCCUCGGUCUCCACAGCGAGAUUGUCAAUGGUCAGGUCCACCUCGAUCUCCUUGACUCCAAUAAGACCUCAUCUAGUGGUUGGAAACCCGAAACCUCCGUCUCCUCUGAUGUCAGUGCCGAGGUGUCACUACAGCUCAACCCGUAUCUCGACUUGAACCUUGCCCUAGGUAUCCGUGUUUUCAAAGGCGUCAUUGAUCUGACCACCGGAGUUGAAGUCAAGCCUCAGAUCAUCAACGCCUUCUCUGCUGACCUCAAUUUUGCCUAUGCUAGUAGUUCAGGUAUUACCUUCACUAAACCAGACACGGCUACCUGCCCCAACGGCGCCUGGUUCGCCAGCACCUUCAACAUGGAUGUUAAUGCCUACAUUGGAACUGUCUACACCAAGACGCUAUACAGUGUUAAUGCUCCUAUCUUCCAGCCUCAGUGCUGGAGUUUCGCUGGUUGA